Drosophila bipectinata is the source of this 378-nucleotide messenger RNA. RefSeq lists its product as uncharacterized. The record is from RefSeq and is a predicted model, not a curated record. Lineage: Eukaryota; Metazoa; Arthropoda; Insecta; Diptera; Drosophilidae.
AAUUCAAUUGAUUCAGUACUUGGAAGAUUUCAUCGCUCUAAGAUGCGUCUAGCUGUCGGAAUAUUUUUGGCCUUCGCCGUAUUUCUGCUGAUUGGCAGUGAAGCAGCCGUUUAUCGAGGAAUCUUCAAGGAUCCAGCCCAGCCCGGGAAGUGUGUUGUCGAAGGGCUGGUGCUAAGCUCAGGUCAGACUGCUCGCCACCCCACAAAAUGCGAGCGAAUAAAUUGCGGCAACGACGGCGAUGUAGAAUUUCACACAUGCGGUUCUUAUGGUGUACCCCCUGGCAAAAAGUUCGGCAACUACAAGAAUCCCAAAGCCGAUUAUCCAGCCUGUUGUGAUCGAGAGAUUAUAAAUGCAUAAAAAAUGUUUAAUAUGAUGCAA